CGCUAACUGUUGUGUUGAAUGUGGUGUGCAGACUUUGUUGUUUCAAAAUCUUCAAUCAUUAAAUUGGUUAAAUUAAAAAAUGAAUCGGCAGACUUAGGGCUACAAAACUCGACAGCCUUCUUUACAAAAAAAGAUUGUGUAAAACAGUUCAUCAUGACUUCUAAUGAUUCAGAGUUAGAUGAUCAAACAUCUAGUCACACAAUUUUAGAGAAAAUUAAUGCUGUCAAUCAAGAUAUUACCACGAAUAAGGCUCCUGACAUAAAUGAUUUUACUAUCGUGAAACCGAUUAGUCGCGGUGCCUUCGGAAAAGUUUUUCUCGCUCAUAAAAAGAACAAUAAGGAACAAUUAUAUGCUAUCAAAGUUAUGAAAAAAUCUGAUAUGAUUAAUAAAAAUAUGGUAACUCAAGUUGUCACUGAGAGAAAUGCAUUGGCAUUAUCCAGAAGCCCAUUCUGUGUUCAUUUGUUUUAUUCCCUGCAGUCAGCAUCAUCUGUAUAUUUGGUGAUGGAGUACAUGGUUGGGGGUGAUAUGAAAUCAUUGCUAGGUGUUUAUGGGUUUUUAGAAGAAGCCAUGGCAGUAUUCUAUGUGGCUGAAGUAAUAUUGGCCUUGGAGUAUUUGCAUAAACACAAUAUUGUUCAUAGAGACUUGAAGCCUGAUAAUAUGUUGAUAUCCAGAAGUGGCCAUGUCAAACUUACCGACUUUGGUUUAUCUAAGAUUGAAAUACAUAGAGAUUUGGAGAUAUCGGAUUUUGUUAAUUGUACACCAAGUUUGAACAUGCGUACACCUGGGCAGCUUUUGUCUCUCACUUCUCAUCUCUCUUUUGGCUCUGGAGGUGGAGACAGCACACAUACCUCUGUCACUGAAACUUGUGAGAACCUUCUUGAUGAACUUAAGGAGACUACUAGAAUGAAGAGUGUUUUUCAAGGUAUUGAUACACUUGAAAAUUCACCCAUACUGGAUCAUUCACAACUAUCAGGAAUACAUCCUUUCAUGAGUGCAGAAAGUAUAAACUUGGACGAUAUGACUAGUCAAGAUUCAGGCUCAGAAUCAUUAAGUUCUUAUCACACUUGUGAGAGUUCUAAAAACAGUACAAAUUCAAAAAGUAAUAAGUCAACAGAUGUCAGUAGCACCAAUGGGUCUUCCCUUGACUCAAAUAUAUUCACCGAUUCACAACAAGAUCAGUCUACCUCACCACUGUGUAGAGGUCAGUCUUUAAAGAGAAUACCAAGCAUUCGUGCCAAGAAGAGAAAAAGAAUUUUAGACUGUGAUGGGGACACACCGACAGGUGUAAUGGGUCUUGCAGAAUCAAAGGAAAAUCAUAGUGGCUUAACCCAAGAAAUAAUGGCCUUGGAACUAGAAGUUAGUCAAAAUACACCAAAAAGGAUGUCAAUACACCCUACACCUGACAGACGUAAAAAUCCCCUUAAAGGAGUAUUAAAAAAGAGAUGGGUUUCUCAAAAUGACAGUCACCAUUUCAAUGUGGGAGUAAUAUUCUCAACCCCUAAUAAGCUAAUAGCUAAUAAUAAUAAGUCACCAGAAACAAAGAAGAAAGCAACUAGAUUCAAUCUUCCUGUUGAUGAAACAAAUUCAAGCAUCAAAGAGAAAUCAUUUACAUUUGGCAAACAUAUUUCCACAAGCUUGGAGAUAUUUCCUACGAGAAGACUGAGCAAGGGCGAAGAUAGUAAAUCUCCUACGGACUUAUGUAAAACGCCUAUAGCAACCGCGCAGACGCCGUACAGAACACCAAAGAGUGUGAGAAGAGGAAACCAAGUCUCGGAUCAAAGGAUUCUUGGUACUCCGGACUAUCUCGCUCCAGAAUUAUUACUAAAACAAGGGCACGGGCCACCCGUCGACUGGUGGGCACUAGGCGUGUGCCUAUAUGAGUUCAUGACGGGGGUGCCGCCUUUCAACGACGAAACUCCUCAAGCUGUCUUCAAAAACAUACUCUCUAGAAACAUAGAGUGGCCGGAGGACGAGGAGGCGCUGUCGGCGGAGGCGGUGGGCGCCAUCGAGGCGCUGCUGACGGUGGACGCGGCGGCGCGGCCGGCCGCGAGCGACGUGCGCCGCAUGCCGCUGUUCCGCCGCGUGGACUGGGAGCGCCAGCUGCUCGCCGAGCCGCCCUUCGUUCCCACGCUCGACGACAUCUACGAUACGGGCUACUUUCAAGCUCGUAACAUUUUGCAGCACCUCAAUGUGUCUAACUUUGAUAUGUAAUAAAGUAUUAGUCAAUUGUUAGACGUGUGAUAUUUUGAUAUUAAUAUAUUAAUUAGCCUAAAUUAGAUAAAUAAUGUUUAAUAAUAUUAUGUUCCUAUUACAGUCUGAUUCAU
This is a messenger RNA of Nymphalis io (European peacock), 2324 nucleotides long. RefSeq names its product serine/threonine-protein kinase greatwall (gene gwl). The coding region runs from base 19 to 2211 and encodes 730 amino acids. Gene Ontology annotation, biological process: intracellular signal transduction; peptidyl-serine phosphorylation. The record is from RefSeq and is a predicted model, not a curated record. Gene Ontology annotation, cellular component: nucleus. The transcript has 12 exons. Gene Ontology annotation, molecular function: protein serine/threonine kinase activity; ATP binding. Lineage: Eukaryota; Metazoa; Arthropoda; Insecta; Lepidoptera; Nymphalidae.